AUGUCAUCACUAAACUCCGAGACUGAUGGUUUAAUAGAUGCACUUUUGCAAUCGAGCACAAAGAGUCCUGAAGAGAUUACCGAGGUUUUAGGCGUAUUAAGCGUUGCUCUUGAUGGUCCACGAGGCCCACAAGUGACUCAAGCAGUAUUAUCUGCAGUUCCACUGCCAAACUUUUUUACUUUUCUCGAGAGUCCGAGCGAAUCUGUUGUAAAUGCGGCUGGAAUUGUAUUGGAGAAGCUAUUAAGAGCCGUUACCUAUGCUGAUAUUAUUUCUUCAGAAUUAAAGGAUUAUUUUCGACUCGGACUAUCGAGUCCAUUACCAAAGGUUUGCCUUCUCACUCUAGGUCAGAUUGAAAAAUGUCUCGCAAAUGAAGAAUACAUAAUUGAUCUAGUCAAUUCACCACUGUAUGAUUCGGCCAUUAAAGUCAUCGGCAAUGAGGAUAUACCGACAUCGACAAGGGCUGCAGAUUUCGUUGUAAAGAUAGCCGAAAAUCCAAAUGGACUGCAAGCAAUCUUUGAUACACGACGAAUUGCCCGCCUUAAUGAAUUGUCAGAACG
Paraglomus brasilianum is the source of this 557-nucleotide messenger RNA. The record is from the annotation of a GenBank genome assembly. Lineage: Eukaryota; Fungi; Glomeromycota; Glomeromycetes; Paraglomerales; Paraglomeraceae.